CGUCACCACGCCUCGAUAAGAGUGAACCCCGAUCAACAGCUUUAUAUCGGAAUUUGAGCGCUUUAGAGACACAGUAAAGAGAAACAGCAGGUUUCGUUCUGCAGUUUGACAAAUUAUUUGCUGAAUCCCUUUGAGAGGCGAGAGGAAUUUACGCCACAGCGGGAAGUAAUGGCAGUUUUGGGCAGCGCGUGCCGGCUCACGCAGCUGGUCAGGUGCGGUCCGCCAGUCAGUUUGUGCAUGAGCUCGUCUCUCAGACGGCAGUCGACGGCUGCAGCAGCUGUGUUUGCCAGUUCACCCACUCCAGAGACACAAGAGAGCAGGAAACCUAAAACAGGGAUCCUGAUGCUGAACAUGGGCGGCCCAGAGAAACUAGAAGACGUUCAUGACUUCCUCUUACGGCUUUUCAUGGACACAGACCUCAUGCAGCUUCCUGUUCAGAAUCAGCUCGGUCCGUUCAUUGCCAAACGACGCACCCCAAAGAUCCAAGAGCAAUACAGCAAGAUCGGAGGAGGGUCUCCCAUCAAAGCCUGGACCAGCAUGCAGGGAGAAGGGAUGAUCAAACUCCUGGAUGAGAUGUGCCCGGAGACGGCUCCUCAUAAGUUCUAUAUUGGUUUCCGGUAUGUUCAACCGCUCACUGAAGAGGCCGUAGAACAGAUGGAGAAAGAUGGUGUACAGAGAGCCGUCGCCUUCACACAGUAUCCACAAUACAGCUGCUCCACUACAGGCAGCAGUCUGAACGCGAUCUACAGAUACUACAGUAACCGUGGCGACAGGCCAAAGAUGCGCUGGAGUGUGAUUGACAGGUGGCCGACACACCCUCUGCUGAUCGAGUGUUUCGCGGAGCAUGUACGGAAUGAGCUGGGCAAGUUUCCUCCUGAGAAGAGAGACGACGUGGUGAUUUUAUUCUCCGCUCAUUCUCUGCCCAUGUCUGUCGUAAACAGGGGUGACCCGUACCCACAGGAAGUUGGCGCAACCGUUCAGAGGGUGAUGGAGCAUUUAGGCCACUGUAACCCGUACAGACUCGUCUGGCAGUCCAAGGUGGGGCCGAUGGCAUGGCUGGGGCCGCAGACUGAUGAGGUGAUCAAGGGUUUGUGUCAGCGCGGGAAAAAGAACCUCCUGCUGGUGCCCAUCGCAUUCACCAGCGACCACAUCGAAACGCUGCACGAGCUCGACAUCGAGUAUUCGCAGAUCCUCGGAGAGGAGUGUGGUGUGGAGAACAUCAGAAGAGCCGAAUCUCUCAAUGGAAAUCCUCUGUUUUUCAGGGCAUUGGCCGAUCUGGUUCAGUCUCAUUUGAAGUCAAACGAGCCGUGUUCUCGUCAGCUCACUCUGCGCUGUCCGCUCUGCGUCAACCCCACCUGCGGUCAGACCAAAGCCUUCUUCUCCAGCCAGAAGCUCUGACCUUUGCCCUCUCAGCCGCUAUAAAGAGUGACAUCAUUUCACUCUCGCGCUGGAUGGAGGUGUGGUGUGACCCAUCCGGGUGUCUGUGGUUAGACAGGAGGGCAUCAUGGGGUGAUUGUGGACAGGGCCGAAUAAGCAUUCUAACGCCGCCCUCAUUAAAGAUAAACGCACUUUUACCCCACCUUACAGUCCAACCAUGACAUGUAAACCCUUGCGAUUUAAUUUCCCCUCUCGGUCUGUCUUUCCUCGUCUUUCCUUCCUGUUUUUCCCUGCAUGUGCUUAAUACAUUUGAACCCUUUGCAAACGCUUGUGUAUUCCAAAAAUACAAAUAAAUAAAUGCUAAAAAUCGUAUUGGUGUGGUGAUAUCGGCAUUAAAGGAAUGUACUCUCCUUUCUUCUGUGGAUCACAAAAAGACGUUUUAAAGAACGAAAUCUUCUCUCCUAUUGGCUGUCACUCCCGAAAGUUGCUCUUCGUUUGCAUAAAUGUCAAUUUUUCUCAACUCAUCGCUGGACACGCCCACAUCCGGUCGCCAAUAGUCGCUGUCGCUCGUGUUGUCGGAAGUCGCCAGCGCUCAUUGAAAAUGAAUGAGAUGAGGUCGUUUUGUCGCUGCGUGUCGCUGGCAGCGUAAACUCAGCUUAAGUGUGUGCGUAAUGCAUGUAUGUGUGUGAGAGCUUAAGAGAGAGCGAUGGGGUGCGCGAGGGUGUUUCCCAAAGAUAUUUUGGAUAAUAUAGAAGCUGUUGUAUUGAUCAAGUGUAUCUUGCUCUGAUAAAGCUCAAACCUUCAUUGCUAGUUCAAGAGCAUGCUGUGUGUUCGGGCGUGUGCGAGUGUGUGUGCUGCAUGUGCGAGUGUGUGUGUGCUGCAUGUGCGAGUGUGUGUGUGCUGCAUGUGCGAGUGUGUGUGCUGCGUGUGCGAGCGUGUGUGCUGCGUGUGCGAGCGUGCGUGCUGCGUGUGCGAGCGUGCGUGCUGCGUGUGCGAGCGUGUGUGCUGCGUGUGCGAGCGUGUGUGCUGCGUGUGCGAGCGUGUGUGCUGCGUGUGCGAGUGUGUGUGCUGCGUGUGUGAGAAUGUGUUCUGCGUGUGCGAGCGUGUCCGUGCGUGCUGUGUGUGCAGGCGUGUACGACCGAACUUGUGCGAGUGUGCGUGCUUGUGCGACCGAGUGUGCGCGAGGGUGAUUGUCAACCGAAAUUUUUAUAAAUGUAGGAUAUUAUAGACAUUGUCAUUCUUAUCCGAUGGUCUUAACCGGUGUUUUAUUUGGUUAUAGGCUCUGUACGUGCUCUUUGAAAUAACUGAAAUAAUUUGGCGAAGUGACCGUUAUUCGGUCAUGACCUGGAAGUACUUGACAGCCGUGCGUUUACUUGAAAAAUAAUUGCACACCUUAGAACGUCCGUGAACCAAUCAGAAUCAAGCAUUGAACACCCGUGGCAUAAAGUACCUUAUGGUGCUUUUUUAUCCUUUUUGGAGGUUCGUAGCUCCUGGUCACUGUAUGCCGACAUUGUUUGAAAUAGAGCAGCAUGAACAUUCUGCCAAAUAUCUCCUUUUGUGUUCCACAGAAGAAAGUAAGUAGGUUUGGAACAACAUGAGGGUGAGUAAAGUAUGACACAAUUUUCAUUAAUGGUUGAACUUUUCCUUUAAAACGACUCCACUACACCACAUCUAUAAACGAAACUGCACCGGAAGUUACUCCGACCUCUGACCCCUACGGGUCAUAACGCCAUACUGACGAAUAGUUUUUCUGCUCAGCGCCUUCUAUAUCGUGUGCCGCCUUGCUGGGUUCAUGACAAACCGCAUCUCGCCGUCUGUGCUUUUGACAGUCACAGUUUCAUGUUUUACAUAAACGCGAGAUGUGGCGUGUGUGUGUGUGUGUGUGUGUGUGUGUGUGUGUGUGUGUGUGUGUGUGUGUGUGUGUGUGUGUGUGGAUGAUGUAGAUUAGAAACAUACAACACGUGAACCGUUUGUGUUAGUGUGUUUAAAUGUUGUUUGUUUCUUUUGCUAAGGAGUCGUCACAUGAUCUAGACAGAAAUAUGAACGUGUCGUCCUUUUUGUUUUUAUGGUCACUCCCUGUUUUCUCUCUCAUUGCACGGAAACAUGUCUGGGACACGUUUAACACCAAAAUCAAAGUAAAAAAGUAAAUGACAUGACUCUUGUAUUGUGAUGCUGAUUUUGGGGGUAAAACAUGUUUAUUUAUCAUAAAAUUUAUAUAAAUGAUGCGAAGAAAAUGUUUAACAGUCCUAAGAAAAUUCUUCAUUGUCUUCGAGUAAAUUAUAAUUUCUUUCUUUUAAUUUUGGGGUGAAAUAUGACCUGGACGUGUUCUUGACAGGUUUUUGGAGAAUAGCUCAUCCUGUUGUUGAUUAAAUGCAGAGAGAUUGACUGUCCAAAACCCAGUAACGUAUGCGCACGCGUGCGUGCAUGUGUGUGUGUGUGUGAGAGUGUGUGUGUGUGUGUGUGUGUGUAUAUAUAUAUAUAUAUAUAUAUAUAUAUAUAUAUGUGUGUGUGUGUGUGUGUGUGUGUGUUGUGUGGUUAUCUGCGUGUGUGUCUGCGCGCGCCCAUGUGUGCGCGCAUGUGAGUGUGUGUGUGCGUGCGUGCGUGCUCACGCGUGUGUGUGUGUGUGUGUGUGCAUAUGCGGGUGUGUGUGUCUGUGUAAGUCUUUGUGUGUGUGUGUGUGCGUGCGCAGUGUGUGUGUGUAUAUAUGUGUGUGUGUGCGCAUCUGUGUAAGUCUUUGUGUGUGUGUGAGAGAGUGUGUGUGUCGCAUCUGCGUGUGUGUGUCUUUGUGUGUCUGUGUAAGACUUUGUGUGUGUGUGUGUGAGAGAGUGUGUGUGCGUGCGCAGUGUAUAUAUGUGUGUGUGUGAGUGUGUGCACGUGUGUGUGUGUGUGAGUGUGUGUGUGUGUGUGAGUGUGUGUGAGUGUGUGCGCAUCUGCGUGUGUGAGUGUGUGUGUGUGUGUGUGUGAGUGUGUGCGCAUCUGCGUGUGUGAGAGUGUGUGUGUGAGAGAGUGUGUGUGUGCGCAUCUGCGUGUGUGUGUUUUUGUGUGUCUGUGUAAGACUUUGUGUGUGUGUGUGUGAGAGAGUGUGUGUGUGAGUGUGUGUGCAUGCGCAGUGUAUAUAUGUGUGAGUGUGUGCGCAUCUGCGUGUGUGAGAGUGUGUGUGUGUGUGUGUGUGUGUGUGUGUGUGUGUGUGUGUGUGUGUGUGUGUGUGUGUGUGGUGUGCUCUGUGGGACGCUGGGGCUCUUGGUAAUUGAAAAGUGGAACGAUGGCUGCACCGACUCUCUGACCUCUAAUUGAGAGAGAGAAUUGAUUUCUGCAAAGAGAGAGAGAGAGACACAUUCAGCUGGGGGGGGGUGUUGGGGCAGACUGAUCAAAUUGACUAUUGGAACGGGCAGCUCUGGUGAAAGACAAAGGAAUGAAAGGAGAGAGAGAGAAAGAGACGAGUGCUAGAUGAAGAAUUACAUUUCGUCUCCAUGGACUUUCCUUCUGCCCCAAAGUGUUUCUAAUGUGUUUUACAAAAGUUUCAUGUCAGAUGUGUUCUGGAUUAGUCAUGUGAUCUCAGUGUGGAUACUGCUUCAGAAACGCACAACAUAAUGUAAACAACGCUUGUUUAUUUCCUGUGGACAGCUGAUUGAACUCAUGAUGUUUGUGACUGUCAUCGGUUACAGAUCCGCUCUAGUUUCCGACUUUAUGAUUAAUUAAUAAAAGGGUGAAUCUGUGCAGGAACCACUGCAUCAUCAGGAAAGGAAAAAUGGUCGGCUUAAAUGAACAGAACAAUUCUUUAAUGUAUUUGAGUAACAUUUACAUCAUCAUCUUUCAUCAUCAUCAUCAUGUGGAGAGUUACACUGGCGGCAGAGAUGAAUGAAUCCUGCAUGUAUCUGCAAUGCUUGAUCUGUGUUAGUUGGAAAUAAAUAUAUUUGUUGACAAUUUAUCCGUUUGCAUUUGUCUCUCUCUUGGCUUAGAACUGCGUUCACACCUUUUAAAAGAAUAAUUCAAACACGAACGGUCAUUAUUUCCUCACCCAUGUGACUUUCUAUAUCCCAUCAAUCAAGGAAUAUCAAAUAUGAUGCACAACGUUUGACUGUUUCACUCUCUGUUGAAGCUGACGAGCCGAUCAACCGAUGGUAUGUGCGUUUCGCGUUUAUGGCGCCAUCUAGAGGUUAAUUGUGAAAAAGUGGUUUCAAUGUUUAUAUCGAUCUAUUUAAAAUGGUGUGAAAAGUGACUCUUAUGUUGGGGUAAAUGACAGCUUAUUUAAAUAAAGUAAAAGUGACAGUAAUUAUUAUAUUUUAAAAAGAGUAUUUGCUGAAUAUAAGCAACUCGUGCUUGAUUUAAAUGUUGUAUAUUAUUUUAUUGAAAACUCCCCUUUGAAAUGCAUGUAUUAAAUAUGAUACAAGAGGA
Molecule: messenger RNA, 5772 nt
Organism: Xyrauchen texanus (razorback sucker)
Lineage: Eukaryota; Metazoa; Chordata; Actinopteri; Cypriniformes; Catostomidae
Product: ferrochelatase, mitochondrial-like
Exons: 11
Coding region: 169-1398 (409 amino acids)
Biological process (GO): heme biosynthetic process
Molecular function (GO): protoporphyrin ferrochelatase activity
Source: RefSeq, a predicted model, not a curated record